UAUUUAGUGAGAGAGAGAGACUAGGAGGGGUGUGAUGUUGCUGCGCAAAGGCAAUUAAAGUCUUGCCGAAGUCUACCCACACGCGCUCACAAUGUAGGAAACGCUCGCUUGAAAACAACAGACUACUACCACACACACUGCUUACCAGUGACUGAUAUUAUUUGUUUCCAUCUUCGAAGUGUUGAUGGUAAUCUGAUUAAUUGGGGGAAUUUGGGCUUUGAGCAUGGAGGGCUGCUAUCCCCCAGAAAGCGAAAGGAUGGAAGCGUGGCUUGAUGACCACUUGGAGUUCGCUCAUUCCUACUUUGUCAGGAAGGCUACAAGGGAGAUGGUGAAUGCAUGGUUUGCUGAGCGAGUCCAUUCCAUCCAGCCCUCCUCCUCCUCCUCUUCCUCUCCUCCCUCCUCCCUGCCCCCUUCCCUGGGCCUGAACGACAGGCGUUCCCCCUCCCCAGCCCUGCCCCCCAGCCCCGCUCCCAGCACCCCCACCCGCAAGAUCUCUGCAUCUGAGUUUGACAGGCCGCUGAGGCCCAUCGUGGUCAAGGACGCGGAAGGCUCACUAACCUUCCUCUGCGACACCGAACCCGACCGGGGCGACAUCCGGACACCCUUCAGAACCCAGCAGGGAGGGGUCGGGGUUGGUAUCCCCACAGGGAUGAUGGGCGAGGUUGGCAGUGCCCGGGGUUUGGACCGCUGUGCCAGACUGUUGGAGCUGGUGAGGGACGUGUCGAGUCACCUGGACGUGACGGCACUGUGCCACAAGAUCUUCCUGCACAUCAACGAGCUGAUCGCCGCCGACCGCUACUCCCUCUUCCUGGUGGGCGAGGACAGCUCCAACAGGAAGUUCCUGGUGAGCAGGCUAUUUGAUGUUGCCGAGGGCUCCACCCUGGAGGAGGUGUCCAACAGCUGCAUCCGUCUGGAGUGGAACAAGGGCAUUGUGGGUCACGUGGCGGCCACGGGCCAGCCCCUUAACAUCAAGAAUGCCUACGAGGACCCCAGGUUCAAUGCAGAGGUGGAUCAGAUCACAGGCUAUAAGACGCAGAGUAUCCUGUGUAUGCCCAUCAAGAACCACAGAGAAGAGGUGGUAGGAGUGGCACAGGCGAUCAACAAGAAGUGUGGAGAGAAUGCGACUUUCACUGAGCAAGAUGAAAAGGACUUCUCUGCCUACCUGGCCUUCUCCGGGAUCGUCCUACACAACGCCCAGCUCUACGAAACGUCCCAGCUGGAAAACCGACGGAAUCAGGUGCUUUUGGACCUGGCCAGUCUGAUCUUGGAAGAGCAGCAGUCCCUCGAGGUGUUACUGAGGAAGAUAGCAGGCACUAUUCUCUCCUUUAUGCAGGCCCAGGGCUGCACUGUCUUCAUAGCUGACGGAGACGUUAUGAACUCCUUCUCCAGCGUGUUUCACAUGGAAUAUGAGGACCUGGGAGAGGCCAUGGACACCCCCAAAAGGGACUGUGACGUGAGUCAGAUAAACUACAUGUACGCCCAGUAUGUAAAGAACACCAUGGAGCCUCUGAACAUCUCUGACGUCACCAAAGACCAGCGCUUUCCCUGGACGAGUGAGAACCCAGAGCACCCCAGUAACCAGAUCAAGAGUUUGCUCUGUACACCUAUCAGGAAUGGAAAGAAGGAUAAAGUUAUAGGUGUGUGUCAGUUGGUGAACAAGAUGGACGAGGCGUCGGGGAACCUGAAGUCCUUCAACCGGAACGAUGAACAGUUCCUGGAGGCCUUCGCCAUCUUCUGUGGCCUGGGUAUACAGAACACCCAGAUGUAUGAAACAGUGGAGAGAGCCAUGGCUAAACAGGAGGUCACACUGGAGGUCCUUUCUUAUCACGCCUCUGCUGCAGAGGAAGAGACGCGGGCGAUGCAGGUAACUACGGCGGCCACUGUUCCGUCGGCCCAGUCUCUGCGCCUGAUGGAGUUCAGCUUCAGUGACUUUGAGCUGUCCGACGCUGAGACCACUCAGGCCACCAUACGCAUGUUUGUAGACCUCAACCUGGUCCAGAACUUCCAGAUGAAAUACAAGAGUCUGUGCCAGUGGAUCCUGAGUGUUAAGAAGAACUAUAGGAAGAACGUGGCCUACCACAACUGGAGACACGCCUUCAACACCUCCCAGUGCAUGUUCGCCUUGUUCAAAUCUGGCCGGUUACAGAGUAAUAUGACUGAUCUGGAGACCCUGGCCUUGAUGAUCGCCACUCUGAGUCACGACCUGGACCACAGAGGGGUCAACAACUCCUACAUACAGAGGAGUGACCAUCCCCUGGCCCAGCUCUACUGCCACUCCACCAUGGAGCACCACCACUUUGACCAGUGUCUCAUGAUCCUCAACAGCCCAGGGAAUCAGAUUCUAAGCAGCCUGUCUCUGGAUGAGUACAAGGCCACUCUGAAGAUGAUCGAGAGGGCUAUUCUGGCUACGGACCUGGCUCUGUACAUGAAGAGGAGAGGAGAGUUCUUUGAACUGACCAAGAACAGCCAGUUUGUCUGGGACGAUGACUAUCAUAAAGACUUACUGAGGUCAAUGCUGAUGACUGCAUGUGACAUCUCUGCCAUUACCAAGCCCUGGCCAGUACAGAAAAGGAUAGCUAAGUUGGUGGCUACAGAGUUCUUUGAGCAAGGGGACAAAGAGAGAGAAGAACUCAACAUUGAGCCAAUAGAUCUGAUGAAUCGGGACAAGCAGGAUAAGAUUCCAAGCAUGCAGGUGUCGUUCAUUGAUGCCAUCUGUACACAGCUGUAUGAGACCCUGGCCAGUAUGUCUGAGUCCUGUUCCCCACUACUCGAGGGCUGCCAGAAGAACAGACAGAAUUGGAAGAUUCUGGCUGAACAGGGCGACAAAGGUUUCUUCAACGGAGUGGUGUAGACCUGUUUAACGUCUCCCCUCCAUCCCCACUAUCACUCCAUCCCUCCACCACCCUGAGAAGAUGACAUCAACACUAAGCUAUAUUUAUUACCAUAGUCUUUUUUUUCUUUUUUUGCACAAAGUCGACUUGCUACAUGAAGGAGUCACUAUAUUAUAUCUCUCACAGUCGGAGGAAGGGAAGAACACUGAAGGUGUGUGUGUGUGUGUGUGUGUGUGUGUGUGUGUGUGUGUGUGUGCAUGCGUCUGUGGCUACUAUCGGCCUACUGAGCACCAAGGGAUCAACAUGCCACCAGAGAACAGACAGACCUGGGUUCAAAUAUUAUUUGAAAUCUCUCAAAUAUUUUGAGCCCGCCUGGAGUGCCAGAUGGUCGUGCAGGAUUUGUACUUUUGAGACUAUUGCAUUGGUUCCGUUGUACCAAACAAGCUCAAUGAAAGAUUACAAAUACUAUUUGAACCCAGGUCUUAGGCUCAUUGCAAUGGCUGGAAUGGCAUUAAUGGAACGGUAUAGUUACAACUUACUUUGUACACGCCAUAAAGGACCACAAUCAUAAGCUUGUUAGUAUUACCAGCGCAAACUCACACACCACACACUCACAACACAAAGGUUUUGAGAGAACGUUCAUUUUAUGUAACACUCACUCGUCUUACCUAUUGCAUAUUUAUUUGUUUUAUAUAUUUAUUCAAUUUCUAUACUGUUAGGUCAGUUUCAUGUUGAGAACACACACGUCUCUGCUUUGAAAACUUUACUGGACCAUCCAUUCACCGGUGUAUUUUUAUGCAUUGUGUUAUUAUUUGAACUUUGUAAAUUGUAAAGGACCCAAAGACUUGACGUGUGUUCUAGAAGAUUCCACUGCCAUCCUGUGAUAUGAUAGGUGUGAUUCACAUGAUAUGAUAGGUGUGAUUUC
Messenger RNA from Salmo salar (Atlantic salmon), 3756 nucleotides. Lineage: Eukaryota; Metazoa; Chordata; Actinopteri; Salmoniformes; Salmonidae. The record is from RefSeq and is a predicted model, not a curated record.